ACUAUUGUAGUUGUUUGAAGAGCGGCGUCCCCCCGCCGCCCCGCGUGAGUUAGUGAGGGGCAAGACUCCACCGUGGAAGGAUGGGUCGUCUUCAACUCCUGCUGGCGACUUUCUCAGCUAUACUCGUCUGCUACGCGAAUGCGUACACGUUCGAAGGAGAUAUUGGCCAGCCCAUCACCCUGCCUGAAACUGUCUUCUCACCAGACCAGUCCUACAACCUAGAACUCGACGAAGAUGAAGAUGAAGAUGAAGAGUCAAGUUCAGCUCUGCUGGACGAACUUCUCUUCCUGGAACGAGACGAAGUGGACCACCACAGGCAAGUGAAGGAGCUCCUAGCCCUGAUGGAGUCACUCUCGAAUGAGAUAGAGGAGAUUGAGGAAGACGAGGACGAGGUGUUUCUGGAGGUCAUCGACGCGAUGAAGAGAGACUAUCGUGAAAAAAUAGGAGCUCCUUCUCCUGUUGCAGAAGGCUCUACAGGCCUUAGUAAAGAGUGCAUGGGUUUGCAGUGUCACGAGCAAGUUCCACCGCCUCUGUUGUUUGGGGAAGAAGAAAACGGGAAACGACUGAAACGGUCCCCAAAGAGGACCAGCUCAAGGGGAAGCAGCAGAAGCAGUUCAAGUGGCAGUUCUUGGUUAUCACGGAGGCGAAGUAGCAGUAGCAGUAGUAGCGGCAGCUCCUCAGGUACAAGCAGCAGUAGAGGCAGCAGCAGCAGCAGCAGUAGUAGUGGAACUAGGUACACCUCUUCAGGAAGCAGUGGGUCCUCAUCUUCCAGCAGCAGUGGGUCCUCAUCUUCCAGCAGCAGCGGGUCCUCGUCUUCCAGCAGCGGUGGAUCUUCGUACGGAUGGAACACAGGAUCGUCUGGAAGCAAGCCGUCGACUGGAACGGGCGUGGCAACUGGAACAGGUACGGGAAUAAGCCCGGGUAGCUCUUAUCCCAAGCAACCUGGAUCAGGAUACCCUACUGGGUCUCAACCUUCCGGAGGCUAUCCUAGUGGAACAGGUACUGCUGGAGGGUAUCCUUCUGGUACAAACCCUGUUGGAGGCUAUCCUGGUGGAACAGGUUCUGCUGGAGGGUAUCCUUCUGGUACAAACCCUGUUGGAGGCUAUCCUGGUGGAACAGGUUCUGCUGGAGGGUAUCCUUCUGGUACAAACCCUGUUGGAGGGUAUCCUUCUGGUACUAGGCCUGGUAGUGGAUAUCCUGCUGGGACAAACCCUGUUGGGGGCUAUCCUAGUGGAACAGGUUCUGCUGGUGGAUAUCCUACUGGGACAAACCCUGUUGGAGGCUAUCCUGGUGGCACAGGUUCUGCUGGUGGAUAUCCUGCUGGGACAAACCCUGUUGGAGGGUAUCCUUCUGGUACAAGGCCUGUUGGAGGGUAUCCUACUGGAACAAACCCUGUUGGAGGCUAUCCUUCUGGUACAAGGCCUGUUGGAGGGUAUCCUACUGGAACAAACCCUGUUGGAGGCUAUCCAACUGGUACAAACCCUGUUGGAGGUUACCCCUCAGGGACACGACCAGUCGGAGGUUAUCCAACUCACACACAGCCUGUUGGUGGAUAUCCUAGCUAUCCCACAGGAUCAAGACCUUUUGGGAGCAGCAACCAACCAUUUGGAGGGUAUCCUUCACACGGCCAGCCCUCCUAUGGAGGAUAUUCAGGAUAUCAGCCUUACGGCGUGUCUCACGGAUACUCUACAGGCAGUUCAUCUUUUGGUGGAUUUCCAGCUAGCAAGCACUCUUACGGUGGCUUCCCGAGCGGAGGAUUUGGUCGGACUGGGUUAGCAACAGGAGGAUUUGCUGCAGGCGCCUUUGCCGGCAGCCACUACCCCGUAGGAGGGUUUGCAAAGCCCCUGAAGAAGAAGACGAAGAAGGAUAAGGUGAAGGACGUCAUCAAGACAGUAGCCGCCGGAGUUAUAGCUCACAAAGCCCACAAAAAGAGUAAGUUUAUGUCACCCUUUGGUCAUCAUGGAAUGGGCUAUGGGGGUCACAAAGGCGCUGGGCUUCUUGGGGCUGGUCUUGGGGGCUUAGCUGUGGGCAAGGUCGCCAAGAAGGUCCUGGGUGCUUACGUCAAGAUCCAGAUCGCCAAGUACGCUCUCAAGUUUGGCGCGGAGGCUGCCAAGGCCUAUUUCAUGUACAAAAUGGGCAUCGAGUUGGACGACUACAUGGUCGGGAAGUUCGUCCACCGGUACCACCAGCAUCGGGUGUACGGAGACAGUCGGUGGAGACAUCGCACACACUACCACAGUGACAGGCCGCCUUCAGGGAAGGAGGAGGACAACAUAACCCUAGGAGAGUUCUGCCACAGACCUUGCAACGAGAGCGACAAGCGCGUGUGCCAAUUCAGCAUGGAGAUUCAUCUGUACCAAACCAUGUCCAGGGCAUGUUACAACUGCCCUAGCAAUACCACUGACUGUGAAAGGCCAGAGUGUAUCGCAGCCGACGGGAAGAGACGAAUGGUCGUGGUAGCCGACAAAACCAUUCCAGGACCGGCGAUCCAGGUCUGUGCAGGAGACAAGGUACUGGUAGACGUGUUCAACAACCUGCCCUCAACGGCCGUUUCUCUCCACUGGCACGGCCUGACCUUGGGUCGUACGGCAGCGGUGCCAACGGCGCGUACCACACCCUUCAUGGACGGUGCCCCGGGUGUCACGCAGUGCCCCAUACCCCCCGGGUCAGGCUUCAGGUAUUCCUUCGACGCCACGGAUCCUGGAACGCACUUUUGGCACGCUUCAACAGGUCUGGAAAGAGGCGACGGGGUCUUCGGUCCUCUGGUGGUCCACCAAUCCCUGGAAAAGGACCCAAUGCAGGGCAUGGCCGAACACAUGUUUUUGGUGAACGAUUGGUUCCACAGUUCCACGCAGAACAAGUACGUCCUGCAACAGAACAGCGGAGAGGAGGCAAAACCUCAGUCAAUCCUCAUCAACGGUCAGGGACGUCACAAGCACGACGACACUGGACCUCAAGUACCUUACUUCAACUUCCUGGUCGAAAAGAGCAAGAGAUACCGUCUUAGGAUGAUCAACGCAGCUUCGACGAACUGUCCAGUCACAGUCUCCGUCGACAGUCACGAUUUCGUCCUGCUGACAGCUGACGGGUCUUCCAUCAGCCCCGUCAACGCCUCGUCGGUGCUGCUUUACCCAGGCGAGAGAUACGACGCCAUGUUCUCAGCCGAGCAGGAAUCGGGCGAGGAGGGCGCCACCUACUGGAUCCGUGUCGAGGGAGGAAACGACUGCUUGGGUCUGCGACAGUUCGCCAGCCUACAGUACCUCCCGGCAAACGUCACGGCGACGCCCCUUCCCACCGUGGCUCCUGGAAUCGAUCCCUCGACGGUGGCGUCGGAUUCCUAUGGAAUGAAUGUCUUCACGGGCAAGUGUGGCACAGCAGGUCAGAGGUGCGUCUCGGGUCUCAGGUCACAGGGGUCAAUUCCUGAGAGGAUGAACAAACCCAAGGCUGACAUGACCUUCUACCUCUCUUUCUCCUCCAGGGAGAUUCACAAUGAAAACAUCUACUCACUCCUGUUCUACAACAUCUAUGAAGAAGAGGCCUCCAAGCGGGUCAAAACUCCCCAGAUCAACAACCUAAGCUUCAGAGGCAGCUCCACCCCGCUUCUGGUGGACCAGAAGCCCUUGAGGGCAGAGAAUUGCAGCUCUGAAGGCGUCCGUCAAGCCCAUUGCUCAGAGGGCUUCUGCGAAUGCCUCCACAUCGUCACGGUUAACGUCGGAAGUGUUGUGGAUAUGGUUCUGAUUGGAGAAGGUAACAGCACGGGCAUUACACAUCCGGUGCACCUCCACGGAUACAAAUUCUGGGUCCUGGCCCACGUCGAUGCGGAAGCGGUGCCGGAAGUGACUCCCCGCGAAGGAGAAAACAUCACCUUCCCCGCGGGGAUGUCCCGCGACAAGGCGAUACGCCUCGACGAGGAGGGGCGCCUUACGAGGUACCUGGAGAGUCCUGUGGUCAAGGACACGGUGACCAUCCCCGCCGGAGGAUACACCAUCAUCAGGAUAGCUGCUGAGAACAACGGAUUCUGGGUCCUCGAAAGCCAGGUGCUGUUCGACUCCCAGGCGGGAAUGAGCCUUGUCCUUCAAGUAGGAUCCGACCAGGACCUCCCGCCCAAGCCCAAGGACUUCCCGACCUGUUAACAGCAGGAGCUGACGCCAGAGUGGUCCUUUGAGGAAUGGGAAAUCAAUAAAAAUCAAUAGAAACAAAGGAAGAAAUCAGUUGGGCUGCAAUGUUGACAUCUGAAUUGCAAACGUGAACCUGUUAGACUAUAUAGGUCUACAGGGACUGUAUAAUUAGAUCCGAACUGUAUGUUAGGGUAGACUUAAACCUCAAUAGCUUUAUGAUAUAGUUAAGAAAACACUGUGUUGCAGAAUUGGAGUAUAGAAAGAAACAGUAUAUAACUUUAUGAUAUAGUUAAGAAAACACUGUGUCGCCAUCUAAUGAGUGUUUUAUAUCAGUAUGUGAAACCAGCUAGACUAUAUAUACUAUAGGUCUAGGUCCAGAGGAUGGCUGUUAUGAAUUAGACUUAAACCUCAUAACUUUAUGAUAAAAAAAGAAUUAUGAAA
Macrobrachium nipponense is the source of this 4559-nucleotide messenger RNA. RefSeq lists its product as uncharacterized. The transcript has 14 exons. Gene Ontology annotation, molecular function: copper ion binding; oxidoreductase activity. The record is from RefSeq and is a predicted model, not a curated record. Bases 81 to 4133 code for a protein of 1350 amino acids. NCBI's taxonomy places the organism in Eukaryota, Metazoa, Arthropoda, Malacostraca, Decapoda, Palaemonidae.